AUGGCUGAAGGAAAAGACGAAGGAGAGGUUUCUCUUUCCGUCAGAAACGAGGAAGAUGUUUCCCCUGAAUCUCUAGCUUGGGCUGAUUCCUGCAUCGUCAGUUUUCCAGAUGAUUCAGGCAACACUGAUUGGGGAACCUUUAGAGAUGCUUUAACAGAAAUCAUCGAUAUCCAUCCCGAUAUUUUUGUUCCUUGGUCAACAGGAACAACAACAAGUGUCCUGUCUCCGUCUCCAGACGAUGAUAUGACUGAAGCCGAGUCAUUUCAUACGCGGGAUUUUGAAUCGGAAGCUGUUUCAGCAGCGAGCAGCAGUAACAUUUCGUCGAACGAAGAAGUCAGCGAGAUCGUCUCUUUGCUAACGUUUGAAUCAGACCCGUCAAAGAAUUCUUUACAAGAUCAUUACUUUCCAAAGUCCAUGGCGGAGAAAGUAGCAACUUCCGAGCCAGUGCACAAUCGUACUACAGAUCUUGGAGGCGCUGAAUGUAUCGAAGAGGAUGAUGGUUGUGGGAGUAAUGGAGAGGCGGAAGAAGAGGAAGAAGGAGAGCCAGAAACGUCUCAAGUCUUCAAGGAUGAUUUCAUGAGCACAUACAUUCAAGACAACAUUGACGAUUUUAUUGUUUCAGAGGAUCCGUUUAAAGUAACUCCGCAAGAGAUUUUCAAGGUGUGGGAUCUUGAGAUCGUGAGGGACGACGAUGAUGAGGAAGAUGGGUUGCUGCUGCAACUGAAGAAUGCACUCGAUGAGUCUUCCACGGUUCGGCCACUGAAUGAUGUUCAAGUUGUUGCGGGGAAGAGCAGUAUCGAUGAUCUGAUAGCUGGGAUCUCGGAUCUGUCUCUCGCUGAAACAUUUAAGUGA
This is a messenger RNA of Thlaspi arvense, 852 nucleotides long. NCBI's taxonomy places the organism in Eukaryota, Viridiplantae, Streptophyta, Magnoliopsida, Brassicales, Brassicaceae. The record is from the annotation of a GenBank genome assembly.